AUGGUUGCAGACAUUCUCACUAAACCCCUCACUCAUGAAAAACACUGGAAAUUUGUUCCAGUCCCUGAUUUCUCUCAGCAAGUGGCUAGACGCUUCCUUCAAGCUUUGUUCUUAAUAGCUGUCACACUCAGCGCACUGGCAUUCCCUGAUGCUAGUAUCAGCCUCAUAUUCCUCCCGUUCUUUGCAAUUCCUAUCCAGUCAGGUGUGGGUGCUAUUAUAGCCUUGGACGCUAUUGGUAUAUUGCGUGGUUGGAAGAUGUUUGAUCAUUAUGCGCAUUUGAGCGGCGCGACUUUUGGAGUGUUGUACUAUUUGUAUGGACCACAAUGGUGGGAUUCUAUGAGGAUUAUCCACGAUCCUACGGAGGAAGAAAAAGAAAAGUCGGAAGCAUAG
Molecule: messenger RNA, 390 nt
Organism: Serpula lacrymans var. lacrymans S7.9
Lineage: Eukaryota; Fungi; Basidiomycota; Agaricomycetes; Boletales; Serpulaceae
Exons: 3
Coding region: 1-390 (129 amino acids)
Source: RefSeq, a predicted model, not a curated record